Messenger RNA from Passer domesticus (house sparrow), 1817 nucleotides. RefSeq names its product solute carrier family 35 member F6 (gene SLC35F6). The transcript is spliced from 6 exons. Gene Ontology annotation, cellular component: membrane; intracellular membrane-bounded organelle. Bases 15 to 1232 code for a protein of 405 amino acids. The record is from RefSeq and is a predicted model, not a curated record. Gene Ontology annotation, biological process: transmembrane transport. NCBI's taxonomy places the organism in Eukaryota, Metazoa, Chordata, Aves, Passeriformes, Passeridae. Gene Ontology annotation, molecular function: transmembrane transporter activity.
UCUGUGGGCGUGUCAUGGGGGCGUGUCCCGUUGUGGGCGUGUCCGGGGGCGUGUCCCGCGGCCGGCGGUGCCGGGGGUCCAUGGCGUGGUCCCGGUACCAGCUGGGCCUGGCCGCGCUCAUGCUGCUCACCGGCUCCAUCAACACCCUGGCGGCCAAGUGGGCAGACAACUUCAGCGCUCCCGGCUGCGAUGGGACGGCGGAGCACAAAUUCCAGCACCCCUUCCUGCAGGCCGCCGGGAUGUUCCUGGGGGAGCUUUCCUGCCUCCCGGUGUUCCACCUGCUGCUCCUGCGGGAUCGGCGCCGCGCGGCUCCCACCCCGGCCCCGUCCCCAUCCCGACCCUUCCACCCGCUGCUGUUCCUGCCCCCGGCCCUGUGCGACAUGGCGGGCACCAGCAUCAUGUACGUGGCGUUGAACAUGACCAGCGCCUCCAGCUUCCAGAUGCUGCGGGGCUCCCUCAUCAUCUUCACCGGGCUCCUGUCCGUGGCGUUCCUGGGCCGGCGGCUGGAGUGGAGCCACUGGUCGGGAAUUCUGCUCACCAUCCUGGGGCUGGCGCUGGUGGGGCUGGCGGAUCUGCGCGGCAGCGGCGGCACCGAGCACGGGCUGGCCGACGUCAUCACGGGUGACCUCCUGAUCCUGCUGGCCCAAGGCAUCGUGUCCAUCCAGAUGGUGCUGGAGGAGAAAUUCAUCUUCAGCCACGACGUCCACCCGCUGCGCGCCGUGGGCACCGAAGGUCUCUUCGGCUUCUCCAUCCUGGCGCUGCUGCUGGCGCCGCUGUCCUUCAUCCCGGCGGGCCGGCUCUCCGGGAACCCGCGCGGCGCGCUGGAGGAUCCCGCGGACGCCUGGUGCCAGAUCCGCCGGGAUCCCCGGAUCCUGGCGCCGCUGCUGGCCAACGUGGGCAGCAUCUCCUUCUUCAACUUCGCGGGGCUCAGCGUGACGCGGGAGCUGAGCGCGACCACGCGCACGGUGCUGGACAGCCUGCGCACGCUGCUGGUCUGGGCGCUCAGCCUGGCGCUCAGCUGGGAGCGCUUCCAUGCCCUCCAAAUCCCGGGGUUCGCCCUGCUCCUGGCCGGAGCCGCGCUCUACAACGGCCUGCACCGCGCCCUGCACGGCGCCGGGAAUAACGGGGACACCGGGAAUAAUAACGGGGACAGCGGGAAUAGCGGGGACAGCGGCCAGGAGAGGGAAGCGCUGCUGGGAGGGGAUGGGGACGGUGACAACAGCCAGGGAUGAGCGGGUGUUCCUUGGGAUCGGCGUGGCGGGGAGUGGGAUUGGGAAUUGUCCCUGCAGGGAAUGCCAGCCAGGGGUGGAGAGGCUGUGCCGGCUCUUCCCGGUGGGAUACAGACACACAGCCGGCUGUGCCGGAGCCUCUGCCCCAUUCCCAGAGGAUUGGGAUUGGGAUUGGGGCCACAGCCAGCUCUCCUGAGCCUCUGCCCGAUUCCCUUGGGAUUGGGAUUGGGAUUGGGAUUGGGGCCGCAGCCAGCUCUCCUGAGCCUCUGCCUGAUUCCCUUGGGAUUGGGGCCACAGGCGGCUGUGCCAGAGCCUCUGCCCCAUUCCCAGGGGAUUGGGAUGGGAUUGGGAUUGGGAUUGGGAUUGGGAUUGGGAUUGGGAUUGGGGCCGCAGCUGGCUGUGCCAGAGCCUCUGCCCCAUUCCCAGGGGAUUGGGAUGGGAUUGAGACUGGAUUGGGAGUGGCAUGAGUUUGGGCCUGGAUUGGGAUGGCAUUGGGAUUAGGAUUGGGUUUGGGAUUGGGAUGGGUUUGAGCCUGGAUCAACUCCCUUCCCAACCCAUGUUCCCAAUAAAGCCUCUCUGCCCAUUCCA